Messenger RNA from Peronospora matthiolae, 2496 nucleotides. The record is from the annotation of a GenBank genome assembly. Lineage: Eukaryota; Oomycota; Peronosporomycetes; Peronosporales; Peronosporaceae.
AUGUCGUCCAACAACACCUCGGCCAGUGUCUCCAUCGAUAAGUUCGAUGGGGACAACUACUCAACCUGGUGUCGCUACAUGCGCGGCGUGUUUCUGACGAAGUCAGUCUGGUACGUCGUGAACCGCGAAACGUCUCCAACCUUCACCGACACGCGAGCUUCCGACGAGUACGUCAAGGCGAGCAACAUCGCGUUCGGGUUGAUGUUGCUCCACAUGGACGCCGACUACCACCGUGUGGUCGACAACUGUGAAGAAGCAUGGACAGCGUGGUCGCGGUUGAAGAUGCUCUAUGGUGGGUCGCAGAAGGCGGGACGCAUCUACCUCAAGCGCCAGCUGUUCAGCAUCAAGAUGGCGGAAGGUGCCAACGUCUUGCACCAUUGCAACGAAGUCUUGAACAUCGGCGCCAAGCUCAGCAGCAUCGGUGCCAAGAUGGAAGACGAAGACAUUGCGAUCUGCUUACUGCGCAGUCUGCCCAAUAGUUUCGAGAACGUGGUUCUCAACUUGGAGAUGAGCAAUGCAGAGCUGCGCACGCAAGAUGUGGUCAAGGUACUGACUAACGAGCACAUCAAGCGACAAGGCGAGAAGAUGACGAUGGCAACGACAACGGUGAAGACUGAAGAUGCGACAAAGGCAUUCAGUACCAAGCGCAAGCCCUACCAAUGCACAUACUGUGGCAAGGUGGGGCACACGGCAGAGCGUUGCUGGACGAAGCAAAAGGAUGAAAGUCGAGGAGCCCAACGCGGCGGCAAUGGUCGUCGACGCGGGUCAAACAAUGUCCACUGGCGACAUUAUGAUGAAGGCAACAGCUACGAUCGAGUGGCGUUUGCAGUUUCGUUCGAAUGCGGAGUUUCGACGAACAAGAAUGGACCAGGAAUGUGGGCCGUUGACAGCGGGGCAACACAUCACAUCUGCCACGACAAGUUCAAGUUUGCAAGCUUGGUCGAAGGCAAUGAUGGCGAGAUCCUGGUGGCUGAUGGCAACAAGGCGGCCAUCAAAGGUGUGGGGACCAUCGUGGAAAAGGUGAUUCUGCCAAACGGGGAAGAGCGCGAGAUCGAGAUCAAGAACGCGCUCUAUGUGCCCAGCAUGAGCAAAAAUCUGCUCUCGGUGCCGCAGAUUAACAAGCACGGCAACUUCCAAGUGGUGUUUGACGGGGAUACGAUGUACGUCGCUCGCAAGGAUUCCAAUCAAGUGGUGGCAGCUGCGGAUCUUGUAGACGGACUCUACUGGCUUCGCACGACGCAGCGAUCGGCCAAUGCGACAUCACUCAGCAACGCUGUUGAUCUACAUGCGCGAAUGGGCCAUGCUCCAGUCGACGUGCUUCGCAGGAUGGUGACAAGCCACAUGAUCAAGGACGCUCACAUCCCUUCCAAGCCGAAUGGAUCAAGUGUGUGUCGAGGAUGCCAAGAAGGGAAGAUGGUCCAAAAACCAUUCCCGAGCAACCGUGACAAGCGCACCUACAACACCUUCGAGAUGCUCCACUUCGACAUCUGCGGACCCAUGGAAGAAAAAUCUCUGGGUGGCAGCAAGUAUCUGCUGCUGAUCGUGGAUGAAGCCAGCGGAUGCAUGAAGGGUUUUUGUCUGCAUUCCAAGUCAGAGAGCGAAGAUUGCAUCAAGAAGUACAUCACGAUGAUGCAGACGCAGUUCAGCAAGAAGGUCAAGUUUUGUGCGCCACGACGAGCUUGCGAGUUUGCGACGAACUCGCUUCAAGAUUUCUACGAAGUCGAAGGCAUCGAGCAACAAACCACGGUGCCAUACGCACAUCAAGCCAAUGGAACUGCUGAACGCGCGAUUCGAACUAUCGUCACCAUCGGUCGUAGCAUGCUACAUCAUGCCAAGUUGAACAAGUGCUUCUGGGCUGAAGCGUCAAUGACGGCCGUCUAUGUGAAGAACCGUUUGCCGUCACCCAAGAUUCCACACAAGACACCGUUCGAGAUUGUCUACAAUUCUAAGCCAAGUGUCAAGCACAUGCGCGUUUUUGGGUGCCAAGCAUACAUCUUGACCCCGAAGGAGAAACGACUCAAGUGGGAUGCCAAGGCUCGUGCAGGUGUGUUCAUGGGAUACGAAGAAGUUUUAAAAGUGUAUCGAGUUUACGACAUCGAAGCGGGGCAGGUGAUGAUAAGUCGCGAUGUCAACUUCGAUGAGUCGGCCUUUGGACUGUCGAUGCUGAUUUCCGAUGACGAUGUUGAUGGCCUGGACUUCGAAUCGAUCGAUUUUGAUGAUGAAGAACCGCGUCCGAGACACUUCAAACAUACAGGAAAGCGCAAGGCCCAACCCAGUCACGACAAUGACGACGCAAGCAUGCCCCGAGCAGUGCGCCAACGACCCGGAUUGGAAGAGUCAAGUGCGCCGGAUGACCUCUCUUCACGUCGAGCCAACGAAGAUGAAGAAAGGAAGUCGGAGGAACAACAUGACACACCGACUUCCUCCGCGUUUUGGCAUGCGAGUGCAAAUGCCGUCGAAGCAGCGGUCGAUUUUUUCGGAGCCGUCGACAUUUGA